AUGGAAACGCCAUUCGACCGAGGCCACCACGCCCAUAUUGUCAGCUCUGGAGACCGUGACACGCGCGUAAGAAUGAUGAUUACGCUUUUAAGAGGAUGAUAACAGAACAGGAGAACAAGUAAUCACUAUAGUGACUCUGUCUUAAAUUCCAGUUUUACAAGAAACUUAUCAAUAAACAAAACUAGAAGAAGACAAUCUAGAAAAUACGUGGAAGGAAACUAGAGCAGGAGCAUUGAAAAGGUGUAGCGUGAACUCAAAAGAGAGAUAAAGAUCUCGGUGGCGCCUAUAAAAGGGGCAAAACUCGUCGAGAACGUCAGUAUUGUCGAAUCCGACACUAUCAUCACAUCGCCGACACAAACGACGACUCUUCGCCGAUCAACAAUGAAGAUGCUUCUUGGCAUCUUAGUCUUUCUUCUCUUCGCCGACGGCGUCACUGGCUUCAAACUCGCCUUGGACGAUCAGAAAUAUCUCGUCACAACUGUGAACAAGAUGCGAAAAGAUGCUGCGGAGAAGUGGCGAAUCGGGAACAUGCACGAGCUGGUCAGUUGAUCUCCACCCUAAAAUAUGUCCAACGAACGCACACGAUUUCAGACGUGGGACGAGGAAAUUGUCACGAAGAUCAAAGGUCUGCCCAACCAAUGUGAUAAGAUCACAGUUGGACCCAACUAUCGUUUCGUCCUUGUGAAUCCCGACGAGAGCGUGAUGACUGCGAUGAAUGCUAGAUUUGAAAAAUCGUUAAACGAUUCUCCUGCAGAAGAGAAGAGAAGGAUAAAAAUGUUGUGGGACACAGUAAAAGCGAACAAUAUCGACGAGCUAUUCACCAAUUUACCUCUUGCUUUUGAAGUUUUGAAAAUGACGGCUGAAGUACAAUCGCGCGCAACGUUUUUUCUCUAUGAACUGAUCAACCCGACUCAAACAAAGAUCGCAUGUGUAUCGCAGAGUUGUUCGAAAUAUGGAGGAAAAUUUGAGGGAAUUUGCCUUCUGGGACUUGUGUAAGUAAAUCAAAAGGAAGGCAUUCAGUGCUUAUUUUUUUAUAUUUUUUUUUCAGCAACAGUUGGCAAGAGUCGAAUUUUGUGCUCGACAAAGCUGCCGGAUCCGCUUGCCCGACCGGAACGACGGCUGUCGACGAACUUUGCAGAACGUCCUCCUCGUCUCAGCAGUUCACCGUCCUUUUCCUCGUCAUCUCUCUUUUCAUCUCCUCUUUCUAG
This is a messenger RNA of Caenorhabditis sp. 36 PRJEB53466, 1208 nucleotides long. NCBI's taxonomy places the organism in Eukaryota, Metazoa, Nematoda, Chromadorea, Rhabditida, Rhabditidae. The record is from the annotation of a GenBank genome assembly.